Messenger RNA from Micropterus dolomieu (smallmouth bass), 3148 nucleotides. RefSeq names its product poly (ADP-ribose) glycohydrolase, like (gene pargl). The transcript is spliced from 19 exons. Bases 129 to 2165 code for a protein of 678 amino acids. Gene Ontology annotation, cellular component: nucleus; cytoplasm. The record is from RefSeq and is a predicted model, not a curated record. Gene Ontology annotation, molecular function: poly(ADP-ribose) glycohydrolase activity. NCBI's taxonomy places the organism in Eukaryota, Metazoa, Chordata, Actinopteri, Centrarchiformes, Centrarchidae. Gene Ontology annotation, biological process: carbohydrate metabolic process; regulation of DNA repair; nucleotide-sugar metabolic process.
CCGCAAAUGAUCACCUACUCCUACGACCAUCUGGUGCCACAGACUUCGCUCUCACUUCUGUUCUGGUCUUUGAAAGAAGAAACUACACGGCCGUGAAAAGGAAAGGACGACACUCCUCAGCUGAAAAGAUGGCUGAGGGCCACAAACACCACAACGACAGCUCCCAGAUGAGAGAUUUGAUGUCCUUUGAUAACAACUCUGAAAAUGAUAAACCUAAGGGAGAAAGAGCGAACAAACCUAAGGAUGGAACAGAGGAGAUACACGACCAUGGAAGAGAGAACAACAGUAAAGAGAUGGCUGAGGGGCACAAACACAACGACAGCUCCCAGAUGAGAGAUUUGUCCUUUGGUAACGACUCUGAAAAUGACAAACCUAAGCAUGGAAGUGAGGACAAACCUAUGGAUGAAAGAGGGAACAAAUGCAAAGAGAUGGCUGAGGGGCACAAACACCCCAACUAUCACUCCCAGAUGAGAGAUUUGUCCUUUGGUAACGACUCUGAAAAUGACAAACCUAAGCAUGGAAGUGAGGACAACAGCAAAGGUAGCUCACGUCAGGCCGGCUGCUCCUCCUCCUCCACCUCCUUCUCCCCUGGACCCUCCAGUACCGGGGCUGUGGGGAGGAAGAGGAAGGAGAGCCCUUCAUCACAUUGUCAGCUAGAGGAUCUGAAGCGACUUCCACAGUGCACCAGCAAGCUGGGAGAACUGUGCUUCAGCAAAACCCACACGGUCCUCAUAGAUGUGGAUGUUUUCAAAUGUGGCGCAGGACUUCUGCCCAAGGACGGGAGAGACGUGUGGGCCAGUAACUAUGUGAAAAUGCCAAAUUCACUAUCGAGUUUUAUCUUGACUGGAUUUAAGCAAUCCAAGCAGGUGUUGAGAUGGAACGUGAUCUCCAAGCAGCUGGAGGGUCUGGCCAAGAAGUCAUCAGUGAGCGUUAAUGAUGUGGAGGAAGCUAUCAUCAAAUAUAACCCGAAGUACAAGGGUCAGUGGUCCUUUGAUGCCCUCUCCAAGUUUGUUAAGUGUGUCCCGAAGGCAGAAAAUUACUUCAGCCAACUGUUUCCAAAGAUUGCAGCGUUGGCCUUGAGUCUGCCGGAUCAAGUGAAGACGGCCAUCCUACUGCUUCAGAGGGGACACACUGCAGCCAUCACUCUGUCACAAGUUCAGAUAUCCUGCCUGCUGGCUAACGCAUUUUUCUGCACGUUCCCUCAUCGCAACACCGAAGGUCCCAGAGCAGAGUACGGCAACUACCCCUCCAUUAACUUCAACAGUCUGUUUGGAAACUGGUCAGAACGGAAAAAAGAAAAGCUGAGGGCCAUCAUGCAUUACUUCAAAGUGGUUACAGAUGAGGAGACUAAACCAACAGGACUGGUGACGUUUGAGAGGCGCUUCAAAGACACAGACCCAUCCCACUGGAGACACUGUAAGGAGAAGAUGCCUAAACUGCAUGUCACGUCACGCGGCACCAUCGAGAGGGAAGGUACCGGCAUGCUGCAGGUGGAUUUUGCUAAUAAAUGGAUAGGUGGAGGUGUUCUGGGCUCUGGUCUGUUGCAAGAAGAGAUCCUGUUCCUCAUCAAUCCGGAGCUGAUUCUGUCCCGCCUCUUUACUGAGAGACUGGAUGACAACGAGUGUCUGAUCAUUACAGGCGCUCAGCAGUUCAGCCGUUACACUGGUUUUGGGGACUCCUUUGAGUGGGCCGGCCCUCAUGAUGACAUCCUCGAAAGAGAUGAGUGGCAACGGUUGAAGAGGCAGAUCUUAGCCAUCGACGCUCUGAACUUCAGAUCCAGAAGGGAGCAGUACAAUAUGAGGGCGGUCAUACGGGAACUCAACAAGGCAUACUGUGGAUUUAAGGCUCAUUGGAACGAGCCAGACAUCGCCACGGGCAAGUGGGGCUGUGGAGCCUUCAACGGAGAUCCACAACUCAAAGCUGUGAUCCAGCUGAUGGCAGCAGCAAAGGGGAAGAGAGGACUGGCCUAUUUCACCUUUGGGGAUGAAACACUGGAGCAAGCUCUGCAGCAGAUGCACCACCUGCUGGUCACAGAGGACACUACAGUUGACAAACUGUUUGGACUUCUGGAGCAAUACUGUGCUGUUCAGCAGGCGUCCAGUUCACAGGUGGAUCUGUUCAAGUUCAUCUGGGACAACCUCAAAAGCUCCAUGAGUCACCUGUGAGGACAAGUUCAAGUCCACAUCCGCAUCUAAAUUUGCACUAUAAUCUAGCAGGAAUGUUUUUUAUAAGAGGAUAAUGAAGAAUUAGUUACAGAAUCACCUGUUUUCUUUGUUUGCAUUUUUAGCUUCAUAGUUGAGCCAGAGAGAGGAGUAUGACGAACAAGAAUCAAACCAGGCCUGUUGUGUUUACAUGGUGUGUAAGGAAGUAGAUGUGGUUGUAGAAGCGGAGGGGGGCCAUCAACAUCCUAAGGCUGAAAGUAGAUGCUAAGUCCUGCUAAACUCGUCUGGUUAAGUCCUAACUUUAAGUCUCUUAUUUUUUUGAUUUAUGAAGUAUUUUAGCACUAAAUUAGCUCCUCAGUCUGAGAGAGGCCCCCGAGUGGGUCCUGCUCAGAGUCGAUCAUCUGCUGCAGGUAAUGCGUAACUUCCUGUGAGUUAAACUGAGGGCCUAUACAGUAGGAGAAACUUUUAGCCUUAGGGUGUUUUGUGAAUACGGACCCUGAUACAAAAAAAGCACUUUCUUUUUGCUCCUUUGGCUUCGUACAGAUGACAUACAGUUCUAGUAACAUCUAACCUGAGAGGCGAACCCCAGGGCAAAAUUUAUUACUGCUCGUCAAGCUUCCUGCCGGGAGUGACCUGUAAUAAUUAAAGUCAACCAAGUUAAAGUCUCUUGUCUGGAUGUUUGUGGCCGUAGAGUCAGACGACACUUUCUUAGAGAGAUUUAAGUCAGUAAAUCGGUAUGAAGGAAAAAAAAAAAGAUUCUAAAAGCACCUCAAUCAUCUGUUUUCUUUUUGUUGUUUUAAAUGAAUAUUAAAUCAAAUGAGAUCAAAUACUGUAUGAGUUGCACCAAGCUGCUGCUUUAUAAUAAGAGAUAGCCUUUUCUGCUUCAUUGAUACACUAAUAAUUGUGUAAAGACUUGUUACUGCAAAUGGAAAAACCUGUACAAACCGUUUUAAAUAAAGAACCGGAAAGAAAAACUGCAACAGGAA